This is a messenger RNA of Cherax quadricarinatus, 2957 nucleotides long. RefSeq lists its product as uncharacterized. Gene Ontology annotation, biological process: response to heat; protein refolding. Lineage: Eukaryota; Metazoa; Arthropoda; Malacostraca; Decapoda; Parastacidae. The record is from RefSeq and is a predicted model, not a curated record. Gene Ontology annotation, cellular component: cytoplasm; nucleus.
GUGUGUGUGCAGGUGAGGGGAGUUAGUCGUCACCUAGAGAGGGAAGAACCACUUCAGCACUGCUCCUGGGAGUGUAACCUUGAAGUGUUUCUAGUGAAGUGCGACACCUGCUUCAGGAUGUCCCUAGCAAGCGAGCUCCUGAGGGAGGGCUUCAGGUUGCCCAUCACUCGGAGGGGGCUCUUCUCUCAGGAUGACUUCUUUCGUGGGUUCCAGAAGGACUAUAGCCGAGCUGUCAGCGAUGUGCUCGACCGCUGGGGCUCCAGAGCCUCCAAGGCAGACCGCUUCGCCUCCUACAGGAAACUGAGAGAAAGGGACGCCUCUGAGGACAGCCAGGCGGCGACCAUCUCUGAGACUCCUGAUCUGUACACGAUUGUGAUUGACAUGAGCGAGUAUGCCAGUGGAGAACUCACGGUGCAGACGGUAGGAUUCUCUGCCCUGGUGGAGGGUAAGGUUGGUCAGAAGACCUACAGACGCAGCUUCCCACUUCCUAAGGAUACUGUCAUCGACGGUGUAGUGGCAGAUCUUUCUGAUGAAAGUAUAUUGACCAUCACAGCACCCAGGAAAGGUAAAGCUGGGACCAGCGGUGGUGGCUCAGCAGGUAACGACUCGAAGUCUGCCUCCAGUUCGACUCUCACAUCGCUUGAGGAGCAAAUAAUCCCCACUAAGCUGCAGACAUCGUCAUCGUCCUCCACGGAGGAGAGAGUCAUUCCAACUGUCAUCGAGGGAGCUAAGACCAGCGCCGCACAGAGUGUAAAAACAGAGGAAUACACAUCGUCCACAGGUCGCAGAGGCUCAAGUUCAAGAAUAAUUCCUCUGAACGUUGAAGGAGAAGCCACUACCACCCAGACAGUCGCCACUGAGAAAGAGACAGCAGUGAAGAGCGAAGCUGCCAGCACGUGUGAGCGAAUUAUUCCCACUGUUUUGGAUAGAGGGACAUCAAGUUUUUCGACAUCUUAUGCGACCUCUGGCCGAGAUCGAGUACUACCCAUCAAAAGACGUGGCAAGUUCUUCCAAGACUCGACGUUUGAAAGAGUCUGGAGUGACUUCGAAUCUGCUAUUGACGAACUGAUGUCCCGAAGGGGGUCUCGCUCGGGGACUGAAGGCGACAGGUUCCAGUCCUAUAGAAACCUUCGCCAAUGUGUCCAACAGGAUGACAACCAAGCCGCUACCGUUUCUAAAGAGAACGGAGAGUACAAGAUUGUAGUGGAUGUAAAGGACUUCGUGGACGGCCACCUGGACGUGAAGGCACAGGAAGGGGCCAUAAUCGUCACCGGCAGGAAGGGUCCUUGCUCGUUUGAGCGGAGGUUCUCUAUCUCUGGUUUAUCAGAGCCGGAUAAGGUCUCUGCGUCUCUCUCCGCUGAUGGAGUCCUCACCAUUACAGCUCCCAAAUAAAAGUUGGAAAGGUGCCCAUAGGGUACCAAAAAGCUUAUUCUAAACAACUGUUUAGGAUCUGUUCAUGUUCUAUACGUAUUACAUACUAAUUAAGAUUAUCUUGUCAUAUAUUCAUAUAUAGUAGUUUUUUGUCAUGAGAUCUCAACUUGAUCGUGAUCUAACAGGGUUGAGACGUUUAUAUUGCUAAUGACAUAAUAUAUACAAUUAAAGCCCUUAUUAAGCAAUGAGGAAAAGAGGAAACGAUGGUAUCAAAUAUCGACAUGUAAACAGACAAGUACUAGGAUAUUUACCAAGAUGUUUUAAACAGGAGUUUUAUCAAUCCAGUUAUAUUAGCGACCCUGAGCCAUCCAUCUUCUCAAUAUUUUUGGACUAUCUGGAAGAUCUCAAAAAAGAAUCAUUUAAAAUACCUGUCGAUUACGUAAUCAUAGGAUCACUGUGCUGGGAACAUGACAAUAAUUACUGGGUUUCUUGCUGUAUAUAAGGUGUAUACAGUAGCAAAAUUUAGUGUUUUUAUUCACUAUAAAAAGAACAGGUAGGGCCAUAGAUUAGCGUAAACUAAAUACGCUACAGCUUAGGACCUCACGGUACAAGGGGUUUACAAAAAAAGCUCCCACAUUAUUUGCUGUUAUCUAUUUCGACUUUCGAAUUAUUGAGGCUUUUAAAACUUGAUGUAAAUUUAUUUAGGGAAACAAAUACAGUUACACAAAUAAAUAAUAUAUACUAAUAUAUGUGUAAAUUAUCUAGGAUAACCUAAAAUAGUCAAAGUGAUUUAUUUCUAUUGGCUUGUGGACGAUACAGUAUGAUCACCGAACUUUAAUUUAUUGAAUACAAUGAACAGAGAGGACAUUUAUUCUUACUCUGACUGAAUACAAAAUACAGGAGAUAGAUUUAACGUUUUGUUUACUGUAUUCAGAGAACGAGAGUAAAUUUGCUUGAGAAAUACAGAAUGUUUCCUACUGUGACAAAAUAAUGGGUAGAAAGAUGUGAUGCUGACUGUUGGUUAACUGUAUACAAGGGCCAUUGUACACACCAGGACCAUUAACUUAACCUGGUCAUCACUAGACAAGAAUACUUUAAUCCGUUUAAAGGGGUUUAAAGACAUCUCCCGGUGUAAAUACACUGAGAGGCAUGCAUCUCCCAGUGUAUAUACACUGAGAGGCAUGCAUCUCCCAGUGUAUAUACACUGAGAGGCAUGCAUCUCCCAGUGUAAAUACACUGAGAGGCAUGCAUUUCCCAGUGUAAAUACACUGAGAGGCAUGCAUUUCCCAGUGUGUAUACACUGAGAGGCAUGCAUCUCCCAGUGUACAUACACUGAGAGGCAUGCAUCUCCCAGUGUAUAUGCACUGAGAGGCAUGCAUCUCCCAGUGUAUAUACACUGAGAGGCAUGCAUCUCCCAGUGUAUAUACACUGAGAGGUAUGCAUCUCCCAGUGUAUAUACACUGAGAGGCAUGCAUCUCCCAGCGUAUAUACACUGAGAAGUAUACACCUCCCAGUGUAUAUACACUGAGAAGUAUACACCUCCCAGUGUAUAUGCACUGAGAAGUAUACACCUCCCAGUGUAUAUA